GGGCGGGCGGCUGCAGGGUCCCGCACUCCCCGCGCCUCGCACAUUCGCAGCGGCAGCUCGCGCGCAGUGCGGUGUCGCCCGGCGGUGCGCUCGCUCCUCCCCUCCUCCUCCCGCUCCGUGGAUCCCGCGUUCCCAGAGGCUCAGGCGCCGAGUGCGCGGACGGGCACGCGAACAGACGGCCCAGGGGACGCCUCGGCCCGCACCUCCCAGGCGGGCUAUGUUGAUUGUCCUACCGGGGUCGGCCCGCGGGAUCAGCACAGCUCGGCCCGCGGCCCCGGUGACGAGGGGGGACUAUGAACCGGAAAGCGCGGCGCUGCCUGGGCCACCUCUUUCUCAGCCUGGGUAUGGUCUACCUCCGGAUCGGUGGCUUCUCCUCGGUGGUAGCUCUGGGCGCGAGCAUCAUCUGUAACAAGAUCCCAGGCCUGGCUCCCAGACAGCGGGCGAUCUGCCAGAGCCGGCCCGACGCCAUCAUCGUCAUAGGAGAAGGCUCACAAAUGGGCCUGGACGAGUGUCAGUUUCAGUUCCGCAAUGGCCGCUGGAACUGCUCUGCGUUGGGGGAGCGCACCGUCUUCGGGAAGGAGCUCAAAGUGGGGAGCCGGGAGGCUGCCUUCACCUAUGCCAUCAUUGCUGCUGGCGUGGCCCAUGCCAUCACAGCCGCCUGCACCCAGGGCAAUCUAAGUGACUGUGGCUGCGACAAGGAGAAGCAAGGCCAGUACCACCGGGAUGAGGGCUGGAAGUGGGGUGGCUGUUCGGCCGACAUCCGCUAUGGCAUCAGCUUCGCCAAGGUCUUCGUGGAUGCCCGGGAGAUCAAGCAGAACGCCAGGACGCUCAUGAACCUGCACAACAAUGAGGCGGGCCGGAAGAUCCUGGAGGAGAACAUGAAGCUGGAGUGUAAGUGCCACGGCGUGUCAGGUUCCUGUACCACCAAGACCUGCUGGACCACGCUGCCACAGUUCCGAGAGCUCGGCUAUGUGCUCAAGGAUAAGUACAACGAGGCUGUACAUGUGGAGCCUGUGCGUGCCAGCCGCAACAAGCGGCCCACCUUCCUGAAGAUCAAGAAGCCACUGUCAUACCGCAAACCCAUGGACACGGACCUGGUGUAUAUUGAGAAGUCACCCAACUACUGUGAGGAGGACCCAGUGACGGGCAGCGUGGGCACGCAAGGUCGCAUCUGCAACAAAACAGCCCGCCAGACCAGUGGCUGUGACCUCAUGUGCUGCGGCCGUGGCUACAACACCCACCAGUAUGCACGGGUGUGGCAGUGUAACUGCAAAUUCCACUGGUGCUGCUAUGUCAAGUGCAACACCUGCAGUGAGCACACCGAGGUGUACACGUGCAAGUGAGCCUAAGACAGCACUGCAUGCGCCCUCAAGUCAGGUCCACUGUGGGGAGGACCAGAGUCCAGCUGCACUCACCCUGCAGGUCACUUCCCAGAUCAUCAUAGGGAACAGCAGGAAUGCUGAGCUUGUCUUUCCUGCUGUAGAGGCUCCUGUGCAGUUUCCUGCUGACACUUUGGGGAAAGGGCUCUCCAGAGCCCUAAGGAUUCUAGUACAUACUCAGCCUGCUCCACCCUACCCCAGACACUGCCUGGGCCUCCUCACUGCAGCAGAGCCUACGACAGCAGGAACCCUGGAUCCUUGGGCCUCAUCAAGCAAUAUUUAACAAUUUUGAUUUUUAAAAUAAUAUUAAUUUAUUUAAUUAAAAAGAAUCAGUCCACCUCAUUGAGAUCCGUUUUCUGCAAAGUGGACUGGCUGCUUUCUUUGCAGGAAAAUUUUGUCACUGGAACAAGGAGCCAACCAGAACUGUACAUAAUUAUUCUUUAUUAAGAUAUUUCUACUAGCUGAUUCUGCAAGUAUCCACUGCAUUAGAUGUUUAAGUACAGAGCAGAUGUCAUAUAUAUAUAAAAGCUGGUCCAAGUUUGGAGAUGUUUUUCACAAUACGUUUCCCAUUCUUUAGUCCUACCUGACUCAUACUUCACCAUUAGAAAAAAUUUGAUUUGGAAUACAUAGAAAAGGGAAAGAUAAUAAAAGCAAUUUACAUCUUUUGGAAAGUGAGCCACUGGAUAGGAGAGAAUGUUUUGUAAGAGACUAUUUUUAUAUGAAUAUUUUAUUUAUUUUGCAUCUGGCUGCAUCAUUCUGUGGCCUGGGCUUCUUAAUUCCAGGACUUGCUUUGUGGUAAGGAAAGACAAGGCCCGGGUGUGGAGUCAGCUCCCACGAGGACCCUCACACAGCUGGGUUUUCAAGUUCUGUGAUCAAAUUGGCAAAAGUGGCCAUGGAUGCCUGGGCUGUUGUGCCAUUGGUAUUACCUGGGAAAGGAAUUAGAUCUUCAGUCUCAGCCUAUUAAGCUCAGGCUUUAAGAGCAAGGUCACUGAGCGGUGACCUCAUGACUAGCCAUUUGGUGGGCAGAUCUGUGCAUUGGGACGAUCACAGGGACUUGGUCAUGGCCACUUGGCAGAAGCCAGCUCAGGGAACCUACUCCUCACCAGAAUACCCCUGAAUUGCUGAGUGCCCUGGACGGGUAGGAGUAAGUCAUAGUCCUCAGUUAUAAGGCAAAAAAGCUGGGGUGAGAGCUCCCAUGAGCAGCUGGGUUUCCUGGAUGUCACAGCCCCAGGGCAGACUGUCAGAGAAAGGUAUGGAUGAAACCUCUCUGCCCUGGGUCGUCCUCCUUCUUCCAGUGCCUCUCUACUUUGGAAGCUUUCCUUAAGAAGGCUAUGGGUGUUCUGUAUCCGUGUGUGUGUGUGUGUGUGUGUGUGUGUGUGUGUGUGCACGCAUGUGCAGCUUUAGGGAGUCUUGGGGUAGUUAUGUGACUUUGUGCUUUCAGGUAUCUCUUGUGUGCUUCUGUGUGUACCCAAUUAUCUGUUUCUCUCCAUGUGUGUGCCUGAAAGAUUUGGAGUGGUGUAUGCACAUGGGUGUGUGCCUGUGUAUCUCUGCUUGCAGUGCAGGGCAGAUGGUGUUGAGUCAAACUAUAGGGACCUUUGGUGAUUGUGUUGAGCCACCACGAGAAGGCAUUUCUGAACUCCAUGCCCACAGGUACUCCUAAGAUCACAGUCCCAUGGCCCCAUGCACUAGGAGCCUCUCCAUAUCUAGGCUGUAUUGGACACUCCAGUGUCAGCACUGGGCCUGGAUCACAGCAUAGACAAAUAAAAUGGCUGGACAGUU
This is a messenger RNA of Pipistrellus kuhlii (Kuhl's pipistrelle), 3158 nucleotides long. It is a transcript of the gene WNT7A, whose product is annotated as Wnt family member 7A. NCBI's taxonomy places the organism in Eukaryota, Metazoa, Chordata, Mammalia, Chiroptera, Vespertilionidae. Gene Ontology annotation, biological process: multicellular organism development; cell fate commitment; neuron differentiation. The transcript has 4 exons. Bases 294 to 1343 code for a protein of 349 amino acids. Gene Ontology annotation, cellular component: extracellular region. Gene Ontology annotation, molecular function: frizzled binding; cytokine activity. The record is from RefSeq and is a predicted model, not a curated record.